This is a messenger RNA of Meyerozyma guilliermondii ATCC 6260, 1047 nucleotides long. RefSeq lists its product as uncharacterized. Bases 1 to 1047 code for a protein of 348 amino acids. The transcript has a single exon. Lineage: Eukaryota; Fungi; Ascomycota; Pichiomycetes; Serinales; Debaryomycetaceae. The record is from RefSeq and is a predicted model, not a curated record.
AUGUCCCACGAUGGCAGUCCACUAAAAGCAUCAGAAGUGCCACUUGUAGAUGAGCUCUUUGACACAGUUGAGUCUCCAGGUCCAGAAGUCAACCAUGAAGUACACCCCCAAGUGAAUUUUAUUCUUGACCACACUGCGUUCACAAAAGGAAUAGGAAACAUCAAACGGUGGUUUAAUCCGGAAUACGUCAAAACCGAGUGUUCACAGCAGAAACCACGUCUCAAUUUGUUCAUUCCUACGUACACUUUGCACGAAUUUGACUACGUGAAGCGUGGGUUGACAAUGACAGCGAGUAAUGCUCGAGAAGCGAUUGAUUUUAUCGACAAAUUAUCUGAAGGAGUUGAAAAUCCACCAUUGGAAUACGACAUUCAGUUGGAAGAUGAAGCUCACUCCUCAAUUUCGUGGGAAGCUUGUCAAAAAUACCAGGCUCACCACCCGGUUAUUGGAGAGUUUCCCAAUUACCAAACGCAAUUUCGGUCCUCGAAAUAUGGAAGGUCUCGACCCGACCACGAGAGCAUUUCGUACGAGAACUCAGAGUCGUACCAGAGCGCAGCUGCACAUGCCAAUGAGCCAGCUCAGAUGCCACCUCGACUUCGUUACAUCAUCAGACCAUGUAUCAAGAUGAUGUUCCAAAGUCCCCAACAAAAGAGCAAAUGGACACUAGUAACGGAGGAUGCCAUCACGAAAAUAUGGGCCAGUAGCUUUGGUAUCAACUGUAUGAACAUCACCGAGGCCGAACUCCUUCUUUUCAAAGCAUAUGACGUGAACAACCUCAGACAGUACGAUCCUAAUCGCACAAUUUUCGAUCAAAAUGGUCCCAACAGCAUUCUCCAAGAAACAGUCGAUACCUCUUCCUAUCCCUACCAGCCUACAGAGACCAGUAUGCCCAAAAAAGCAGCAAAAGCCAACAAGCACAAACCUCACCGUGGGAACUCUAAAGUUAACGCAGUCGUGAGAAAUGAACGAGGAAUUCAAAAAGAGCAAUUUGACAAAAUCAACCAUGCUCCUCGUGGCUCCGGAACACUAUGGACCCCGGGAAGUAGAUAG